Messenger RNA from Synchiropus splendidus (mandarinfish), 2377 nucleotides. RefSeq names its product exosome component 5 (gene exosc5). The record is from RefSeq and is a predicted model, not a curated record. Bases 53 to 706 code for a protein of 217 amino acids. The transcript has 6 exons. Lineage: Eukaryota; Metazoa; Chordata; Actinopteri; Syngnathiformes; Callionymidae. Gene Ontology annotation, cellular component: nucleolus; cytoplasmic exosome (RNase complex); nuclear exosome (RNase complex). Gene Ontology annotation, biological process: U4 snRNA 3'-end processing; rRNA catabolic process; poly(A)-dependent snoRNA 3'-end processing.
UGAAAACACAUGGCGUCAUUCUUCCGCGGCACCUCACUGCUUCGACAACACGAUGGAGGAUGCUUGUUCAGUUGCUCUGCGGGAGUUUGGAUGUGAACAAAAUCUUCUUUCUCGUCCCGAUGGGUCCGCGUCAUUCAUACAGGGAGACACCAGCGUGAUGGCUGGAGUCUAUGGACCGGCAGAAGUUAAAGUCAGCAAGGAGAUCUAUGACCGGGCCACGAUGGAGGUUCUGAUCCAGCCCAAAGUGGGUCUGCCCUCCGUUCGUGAGCGCUCUCAGGAGGAGUGUGUGCGAGAAACCUGCGAGGCCGCCCUGCUGUUGGAGCUGCACCCGCGCUCUUCCAUCACUCUGAUCCUGCAGGUUCUGCACAACGACGGCUCUCUUCUGUCCUGCUGCCUGAAUGCUGCCUGCAUGGCUCUGAUGGACGCUGGUCUGCCCAUGAGCCACCUCUUCUGUGGGGUGACUUGUGCCAUCGCCACCGACGGACACAUCAUCACCGAUCCCACUGCAGCUCAGGAAGCGGAGAGUCGAGCGUUGAUGACGUUUGCCAUGGAUAGUCGCGACAGCAACGUGAUGAUGUCAUCGACAAAAGGAGCCUUUUCUGUCGAGGAGCUGCAGCGCUGCAUCGCCAUCAGCCAGAAGGCUUCAGAGAAAAUCUUCGCCUUCUACAGAGACUCCGUCAGUCGACGAUAUUCCAAAACCCUCUGAUGUUUUUCUGAUUCAUUGUUUUGCACAUAAAUAAACCCCAAAAACACUGCUGAAUCCAGACGUGGUAGAAAGUCAAACAAGUGCAUUUAUUGAGGUUCUCUUCGUCUUUACAUUUAAUAUACAGCAAAGUCCCCUUGUACAAGCAGUGACCUCUAAUAACCCUGAUGACGCUCAAAGUUUGACUUGAAGGAUUUCUGUCAGAAAGGUUUUUAAUGGUCAAGAAGAUCUAAUUUAAUGGCACUUUUUGUGAGACUUUUUUGCUUAUUCUUGAAAAACAAUUGAUUAAAAGAAAAAUAUUCAUUAUUCAAUUAAAUAUAAGGCUAAGUGGGAUAUAAAUAUUCGUUAUGAAUCUGUGAAUUCAAGAUCACAAUUUCUAAAUAAUGUUUGAACUGUACUAUUUUAAAUAAUGUUGAAAUAUUAAUUUUAAUGGAGAGAAAAAUCAGGUUCAUUAUUUUUAUUAUUAUUAUCAUGUUACAUAGUACUAUAUUCCAUCAAAUACCUAAAGAUAGCAUGACACCAAUGCUCAGCAAGGUGUCAUAUGGACAAAAUAUAUAAAUACAAAUUUAAAAAAUGCAUGGAUAAGUAUGAACAUGUUUUUAUUUGAGUUAAAACUAAUUAUUUUAUGUGCACAAACAGUAAAAUGCAUUUUGUUUUUUUACAUUUAAGUGCAUGGAUGACAAUAUAUGAAGACAUUAUUUCACCACAUCACUUUCACAGUCACUCUCCUGAGUGCAGAAGUUAUUAUCUCCCUCAGCAGUGAUGCAAGACAGUGGAGUAAAUAGCUCUUUUCGAAAUCCUCCGACAGAAUUCUUCCAAACAAACUUUGAGCCUGAAACUUCCCUCCAGGCAAAGUAGCUUCUGAUAGACACGCGACUGAGAAACGUUGGGUGUCCAGUGAUGGGGGGUCAGAGUCUGGACGACGUGACGAGGAUUCACACGAACAACUUGUCUAUGUUACAACAAAGCAGCUAUAAAACUGUACAUCUUUCUUGAGAAACAAAACCCUCGGUCGCUGCCUCGCCGAUGGCACGUUUAAGGACUCUCAAUCAGCUUCUGUAUCAUGAGCUCUGCACGCAUGCGGUCGUGACCCCAACAGCUGACUCAUGCAUCACGUGGCUCACAUCUGUUUUGACUAAUUUGAAGCACCAUUCUAGUUUUUACGAGACAAAAAUAGCAGAAUCUAAAUUUGUAAUCACAAUCCAGCAGCAGCUAUUUUUGGAUUCCGUGAAUAGCAUUUUGAUAUUUUGUUGUUGGCACUUGCAGAAUCACUGUAUUUAUAGAUCAGACUAGAAAGAAUCAUGCUCUUUUCGAGGUCACGCUGUUGCGUCUGGUGUGCAGGAGUCUGGUAACGUUUGGCCUCACUGAAGCAGAAUGAUGCAGCAUAGUUCCCAUGGAGGUUGUUCUGAACGCUGGCUGCCCCUUUUUCUUAUUAAAAAAUACAGUUUUCCUGGAUUCAGAUAAGAUGAUAUCUACAGUGGUGAUUCAAAAUGAUGAUCUAAACAUGGGUUUUUUUGACAAAGCUUCACUCACCUCUGACCAAAACAGGUGCAUGAAACCUCCUUAUUUUAUCAUUAUCAUUUCACCUUCACAAUCGGUCAGUUAAAACUCUUUAUAAAAUGGUAGCUUAAUGUUUACGGAAUAAAGAUCAUUUACAAAAACACUGUAUGUAGC